AUGCCAAAAGCCGCCAGCAAAAAAUCCACAGAAUCAAAUUCUUCGUCAUCACCAAGCACUUCACAGAAGACAACUGCUCCUGCUGUAAAACCACUCACCAAGCCAAAGAUUAAAUCCUUUCCGUGCGCACCAGCUUUUGAAUGUAAAAGUGGUGAAUUAUUGUGGGGUCAACUUCAACACAUGAUCAAAGGCUCUUCGGCUACGAGUCAUGAUACUUCGAAUGGUCCGAUCACUUCAGGAUUUGGAGGAGGAACCAUUUUGCAGAGCACUUUUAGAUAUAGAUUGGCUGCUAGGAAGGGAAAUUGGAUUGUGGAGAGAUUUGAAUCGGAGAGUGGUUUUGGAUUUGUUGUUCAUCAUGAAGAUUUGAGUGGACAGGAAUUGUUGGAUCGAUGUGCAAAGAUUGGUAUUUCGAAUGGACAGACACACGAUGAUCACAAUAUUGUCUAUGUGAAUCGUUAUGAUUGGAGUUAUCACAGUGGAGAUCAAGAUGAAGUUUCGAGGGAGGUCAAGCAAUUUAUUACUCCACCAAAGAAGAGUAAGAAGAAGAGUGAUUCAAGUGAUGAGGAAGAUGACUUCUCAUGUGACGAUAAUGAAUUUUUGGAUGAAAUUGGUCAACUCUUUGCUGGUAGAUUGAUUUUGUUGGAUGCUCCUGAAUACCAAUCAUAUAUGAAAUUGGUUGCUUCUGGUAAACAUCCUGAGAAUGGAGAUUGUGUACAAUUUAAAUCAUCUACUGGAACUUUUUGUGGUGCUCAUCUUUCAGAUGCAGAUACAGAAUAUGAGUUAGGUUGGAUGAUUUUCUCUGGUGAAAAGCAUAAGGAUUUCCCACAAGAUGAUGAAUUUGUAGGAUUUGUCUAUGAUUCUUCAUAUUGUGGAUUGGAAGAGGGUCCUUUCACUAUUGUAUAA
Messenger RNA from Naegleria gruberi, 903 nucleotides. RefSeq lists its product as uncharacterized. The coding region runs from base 1 to 903 and encodes 300 amino acids. The transcript has a single exon. The record is from RefSeq and is a predicted model, not a curated record. NCBI's taxonomy places the organism in Eukaryota, Heterolobosea, Eutetramitea, Acrasida, Naegleriidae.